Molecule: messenger RNA, 3504 nt
Organism: Prosopis cineraria
Lineage: Eukaryota; Viridiplantae; Streptophyta; Magnoliopsida; Fabales; Fabaceae
Product: pentatricopeptide repeat-containing protein At4g32430, mitochondrial-like
Biological process (GO): RNA modification
Molecular function (GO): protein binding; RNA binding
Source: RefSeq, a predicted model, not a curated record
GGGAUCCAGUUCUGUUCGUCGACGAACAAGCAUUCCAUACUCCGUUGGACGCCGUCCACCAUUGUCAGCCCUCCGUGGAUGUUCUCGGCCAAGCGUUGAAAAAGUUUUGAACCCAGGUUCUUUUCCACUCCCAAAAUCCGAUGGGUAAACUGCUUUUAGGGACCAUUUUAGGAAGAGAUGUUUGGCAUCAUCGGUGCUGGCAAGCUGGUCCAUCUACAUCCAUUUCACCAACAAGGCGAAUAACAAAUAUGACAUAUACAUUUUUUUGCAUGGCUCAAUGUCUACUUUGAGAUGACAUUAUUGUAAUGACCUCACAUUUACAAUGUGCUCCACACAAAUAGCUCUACUUUUUCCUUUUCUCUUGAAGGUGGUGAUGCAUUGAAGUGACAAUUGCUCUGUAUGAUAGUGUCAACCAGUUGCAGUAAGAAUCUCUUGCUAAUGGUUUACCGCCAUCUGGGUUUGAAAACCCUUUAUAAAAUACCAGUACAAUGCUUAUGUUGCUCUAUAACAUUCAAAUUUUUUAUCCAUGAGCUCCACCUGCCUGACCAAAUUCCUCAGCCAACAGUCUCCUCAGUAAAACCGCUCUAUGGUUAAUUGCUUGCACAAGAGCCUUCCUACCCAAGCUUUAAGCCGUCUUAAGGAAUCAAUCUCAGCUGGGUUUAUUCAGAACAUUGACAAAGUCACAUUUGCUCUAUCUCUCAAGGCUUGUCAAGGGGAAUUCAAACUUGGGUCCCAAAUCCAUGGAAUUGCCAUAUGUAGUGGGUUUGUUUCAAAUCUCAGUGUUUCAAAUUCUCUCAUGAACAUGUACUGCAAGUCUGGACAUUUUGGUAUUGCUUUGCGGAUUUUUGAGAAUUUGCACCAUCCUGACAUUGUCUCUUGGAACACUGUUCUUUCAGGAUUUGAGAAGAGUGAGGAUGCAUUUAGUUUUGCUCAUACUAUGAAUUAUAGCGGGAGUUUCGACCCGGUAACUUAUACUACAGUUCUGUCCUAUUGUAGAGAUGGUAAUGAAUUUUGGGCUGGAUUGCAGAUGCAUUCUCCUAUAUUAAAACGUGGAUUGGAUGGUGAGACAUUUAUAGGGAAUGCACUUAUAACCUUGUACUCUAGGUGGGGGCAACUAGUUCAGGCUAGGAGGGUGUUCGAUGAAAUGCCUAAACGAGAUGUGGUUUCAUGGUGUGCAAUGGUUUCAGGAUAUGCUCAAGAGGGAGAUAAUAGGUUGGAAGCAGUUUUGACAUUCAUCAAUAUGAUGAGAGAUGGUAUGCUGCCUGACCAUGUCUCAUUAACCGGUGCAGUUUCAGCUUGUGGUCAUGAAAGAAAUUUAGAACUAGGGAGACAGGUUCAUGGUUUGACCAUAAUGAGAUAUGACAGGCAUCUUUCAGUAGGUAAUGUUUUGAUUUCUGCCUAUUCAAAGUGUGAAGUCAUGAGGGAUGCAAAACUGGUCUUUCAGCUCAUGAAUAAUCGAAAUGUAGUCUCUUGGACUAUUAUAUCAAUAGAUGAAGAUGCAAUUUCUCGCUUUAAUGAGAUGAGAAUUGAUAAUGUGUAUCCAAAUGAAGUUACAUUUAUAGGAUUGAUCCAUGCGAUCACAACUCAAAAUCUUCUAAAAGAAGGUCUAAUAAUGGUUCAUGGGUUAUGUAUAAAAGGAAACUUUUUAUCUGAGUCAACUGUCUGCAAUAGCCUCAUUACCAUGUAUGCGAAGUUUGAGUCCAUUCAAGAGUCAGAGAAUUUUGAGGAGCUUAGGACCAGAGAAGCAAUAUCAUGGAAUGCUUUAAUUUCUGGCUAUGCUCAAAAUAGCAUGUUCAAAGAAUCUUUUCUUACAUUUUUGUCAGCAUUAAAGGAGAUAACGCCCAACCAAUACACUUUUGGUAGUGUCUUAAAUGCAAUAGGUGCAGCUGAAGAUAUAUCCAUAAAACAUGGACAACGUUGCCAUUCCACAUUGAUCAAACUUGGUUUAAGCACUGACCCAAUUAUUUCAGGGGCUCUUCUUGACAUGUAUGCUAAGAGGGGAAGCAUAAUUGAAUCUCUACAAGUUUUUUCUGAGACACCUGAAAGAACCCAGUUUGCUUGGACUGCAAUAAUAUCUGCGUAUUCUCGACAUGGAGACUACAAGUCAGUGAUGAGGCUGUUCAAGAGAAUGGAAAUGGAAAAAAAAACUCCUGACUCCAUCACUUUCCUUUCUGUACUUACUGCAUGUUGUAGAAAUGGAAUGGUUGAUGUUGGCCUAGAAGUUUUUGACUCUAUGAUCAAGGAUCAUCACAUUGAACCAAAUCCUGAACAUUAUUUCUGUAUGGUAGACAUGCUGGGCCGUGCAGGGAGGCUAAAGGAGGCAGAAGAGCUGAUGAAUCAGAUUCCAGGAGGACCUGGAUUGAGCGUACUGCAAAGUUUGCUUGCCUGUAGGUUACAUGGAAACAUUGAGAUAGCUGAGAAGGUGGUUGAUAUUCUGAUAGAAAUGGAGCCCACUUGUUCGGGUUCGUAUGUGUUGAUGUCAAACUUGUAUGCUGAGAAAGGAAAGUGGGAGAAAGUGGCUGAAAUGAGGAAAGGGAUGAGACAGAGGGGAGUGAGGAAGGUAGGGUUUAGCUGGGUAGAUGUUGGGAAGAAUAACAUUGAUUCCUUGUACUUGUCUGGGUUCUCCUCUGGGGAUAAGUCUCACCCUGAGUCUGAGGAAUGUAGGAUGGCAGAGUUUCUAGGAUUAGAAAUGAAAUUCUUGGAACAUGAAAGGAAAGAGAAUAAAGAAGAGAAGUACCAGCAUCAUAACCAGGUCAUGUUUAGUACAACGGAAUUGGACAUGAGGAUGAGAAUGAAAAUGAGGAGCCGGAAAUUUUUUUUUCAUUUGCAUGAAUGGAAUGGGAAGAAAAUCGACACCUACAAGUGUGGAAAUGAGGACUCCUCUAUCUGAUGAUGGAGGGAUCAUGUCCUUUGGAGUGGAAGCCCUCUUCACUUUGCAGAAUAGAGUCCCUAGAGACUCACACUUGAAGGACUGCCAUUGUUCUCAGCGUAGCUCAUUCUCUCAUCUACCAUUACAGAGGAGAGUGAAGCUCAUCCUCUACCACUGAAGACAAGAUGACAGAUAUGAACCAGAACUGUUCACAUGACAGAUAUGAACAAGAACUGACAAAGUAUUGAAGUAGCUUAUCAUGUUUUUCUGAAUUUUAAUUGACAUAUAUGAACUUGAACUGUUCACCAUGUGGGACACAAAAGUUGUGGAAAAACAAAUUUAGACACAAUCUGGUAACACUAACAGGUCUAAAGGAGUUUGGAGAUGCUUUGGGUUUGUAUCAUGUGAAAGUUCCAUCAAUUUUUAUCUAGUAAGAAUUUACGUUUUGUAAAAUAUAAUCCUGUGCACUGUUUAUUCGACAGUAAAAGGUAUAGUGAUGCUGAGAUGUUGUAACUCCAUUGGUUGUUGCUGCUUUUUUUUUUUUAUAUUUAAAUUUGCUUUGGUAGAUAUGCAUUUUUUGUUUCCAAAACAGAUUAAAUUAAAUCACAUUUCCCAUUUUGUGUGGGGUUGGGCUA